Molecule: messenger RNA, 681 nt
Organism: Soboliphyme baturini
Lineage: Eukaryota; Metazoa; Nematoda; Enoplea; Dioctophymatida; Soboliphymatidae
Source: the annotation of a GenBank genome assembly
AUGUAUCUUGGUGUUUCAAUGCACUGCAAGUGCUUCAGCAAGAUGAACCUGUGGCUUGCUCAAAUAUCAUUUAUGCGGGACGAGGAGAUAGUUAUUAAGGGCAAUCUUGUGCGAUUGCUGGUGAUGCGCUCAGGCGUCUGCUUGGCGCUAAGGAAAAACUCCGAGAUGGUGCUUAGCGGGGAAAUUGUCCUGCCCUACUGUCCCGUCCUGUCGCCAUGCACUUCUGGGUGUCAGCAGCGAUCGUUUGCAGCAGGUGUCGAUGGAAGAAGCGAUUCGCGGAAUUCGGAACUUGAUGACUCGGCGAUCUCACCUGCAGUUGUAGAAGAAAACCGGUCGAUGGGCUCUACCGAUUCGGAGAAAAAGUUCCUACCGGACCUCCCGGAACAAAUGAUGCGAGUCAUGCAUGUCUGGAGCGGAACUGGCUUUCGUCAUCGAGAUCUCCAUAGAGGGGGCAAAAAGUGCGCACUCUCCAGUGCCGUGUCCGUUUGCACUCGACUGACGAAGGCUCUGAGUAAACACAGUCCGGUUACGCCGUUUCGCCCUCGUCGACCGAUCAGAGGUCGAGGAGCCGAAACUCAUUGUGCAUUCGCCACGGCGCUUCCUCAUCUUUCCCUUCUUCUAGCUGUCCUCGUCGAUGACACGCAUGUUCUUGGCCAGGAGGGGAUUCUACGAAAACGGUGA